Aedes albopictus (Asian tiger mosquito) is the source of this 396-nucleotide messenger RNA. It is a transcript of the gene mRpS33, whose product is annotated as small ribosomal subunit protein mS33. NCBI's taxonomy places the organism in Eukaryota, Metazoa, Arthropoda, Insecta, Diptera, Culicidae. The record is from RefSeq and is a predicted model, not a curated record. Gene Ontology annotation, cellular component: mitochondrion.
CUCCUAAACAAUGUCCAAGUACAAGGAUCUGGUGAAACUGUCGACGACGUACGCCCGCCGGAUGAACCACCUCUCGAAUAGGAUAUUCGGUGAAGUGACGCGACCGACCAACCCGCAAUCGAUGAAGGUGGUAAAAAUGUUCAGCGAAGAGCCGAUCCAGUGCCGGGAUUACGUUGUGAAUUGGUACCCACGGCACGUCGAGACCCAUCUGCUGGCCAUGAAGCUGCGGGAGUACGGUCUGUUCCGGGACGAACAUCAGGACUUUAAGGAGGAAAUGAAACGACUGCGGGCACUGCGAGGAAAAGCCCCACCGAAGAAGGGCGAAGGCAAACGUGCGAAGAAGUAGGAUGUGGAUUUUCUGGGAGGAAGUAAAGCAAUGUAAGUCAUGUUUUAAAA